AUGCAGCUGACCAUGAGGGUAUGGAGAUCAGGCAACUCGGCUCUAACAGUCUCCACUGUGAAGUGUAGGGUGGUGGGAUUAGGUAGCUGCUCUGUCAGAAGCUCCCCCGUCAGGACUCCAAAGCUGUACACGUCGAUCUUUGUGGUC
This is a messenger RNA of Geodia barretti, 147 nucleotides long. The record is from the annotation of a GenBank genome assembly. Lineage: Eukaryota; Metazoa; Porifera; Demospongiae; Tetractinellida; Geodiidae.